CUCUCUAGGUUUUACGCAAACCCCUAAUCUCCUUCUCUCUCUCUCUCUCUCUCAAUCCCAAUCCAAUUCCAACCUCUCACUAAUCCCCAACGACAUUCGAACCGCCGCGCUUUCCCGACGAAAUCAAUUUCCCGUUUUCACCUCGGCGAAUUUCACCGUCAUCGCCGUUUUUCACAUUCCCGAAUUGCCCCCGGACAUGAUCGCUUCCUCCGUCUGAAGCCCUAACGAUACUCUCCGAUUCGGUCAAAUAUGUCGCUGGAGGAGGUAGCUAGGAGAGCGAUAAAGCACGCGCUCCAGGCUCUGCGGCAGCGGCAUUUGCUCGAAGAAGGCGCUCAUGCUCCGGCCUACAUCGCUCUCGCCAAGCCGAUUGCUCAACAGGGCUCGGAAUGGAAGGAUAAGGCGGAGACUUUGGAGCUGGAGCUUCAGCAGUGCUAUAAGGCUCAGUCUCGGCUGUCGGAGCAGCUUGUGGUGGAAGUAGCAGAGACCAGGUCUUCGAAGGCUUUACUCUUGGAGAAAGAAGCAGUGAUUGAGGAUCAGCAGAAGGAGCUGACUGAAAGGAGGGAUGAGUGCUCUCAGUUGAAGGCUGAGUUGGAAAAGAAGAUUGAGGCUCUAGAGUUGGUUAUGAGUGAGAACAAUGAAAUACGAGCGCAGCUGGAAGAAAUGUCUGUUAGAGCUAAGACUGCUGAGGCUGAAAAUAAGGUGUUAAUUGACCGCUGGAUGUUGGAAAAGAUGAGGGAUGCUGAACGCCUAAAUGAGGCAAAUGCUCUAUAUGAAGAUAUGCUUGAGCGGAUCAGGGCCAGUGGUUUGCAAAAACUUGCCAUGCAGCAAGUAGAUGGUGUGGUGCGCCAAAGUGAAGAAGGUGCUGAGUACUUUGUGGAAUCAACCAAUCCAUCCACAUGCAAGAACAGGAUCAAUGCCCAUGAUGGCGGCUGUGCUUCGAUAUUAUUCGAGUACAAUUCAGGCAAAUUGAUCUCUGGAGGACAGGAUGGGACAAUUAAAACGUGGGAUACAAGUACAGGAGCUUUGGCUAAUACACUUCAUGGUUGCAUUGGUUCUGUUCUUGAUCUUACCAUUACCCAUGAUAAUAGAUCUAUCAUCGCUGCAAGCAGUUCAAACAAAUUGUAUGUCUGGGAUGCUAACUCGGGGAGGGUUCGCCAUACUCUCACGGGUCACACGGAUAAAGUGUGUGCUGUAGAUGUCAGCAAGUUCUCAAGUCGUCACAUUGUAAGUGCAGCUUAUGAUCGUACCAUAAAAGUUUGGGAUUUGCAGAAAGGCUACUGCACCAACACAAUCAUCUUCCCCAAACACUGCAAUGCUCUCGGCUUCAGUAUGGAUGGACAGACUAUUUGCUCAGGUCAUGUUGAUGGAAAUCUUCGGUUGUGGGAUAUUCAAAAAGGAAAGCUGCUCAAUGAAGUGGCUGCACACUCCAAUGCUGUUACAUCUAUAUCUUUGUCACGAAGCGGCAACAUGAUAUUGACCAGUGGGAGGGACAAUGUGCAUCACCUUUUCGAUAUGAGAACCCUUGAAGUUUGUGGGACAUUGAGAGCCACCGGGAACAGAGUAGCAUCUAAUUGGAGCCGAUCUUGUAUCAGUCCAGAUGACAGUUACGUCGCAGCUGGAUCUGCCGAUGGUGCUGUUUAUAUUUGGUCUAUAGCCAAAGCUGACAUCGUCAGCACUCUGAAGGAACACACCAACUCUGUCCUCUGCUGCUCAUGGAGCGGGCAUGGAAAACCACUAGCUUCUGCGGACAAGAAUGGAGUAAUUUGUACUUGGACGUGAUGAUCAAAAUUGUUCAGAUAAAUUCCGCCUUGUUUCCACAUGAAACUCGAUAGACAUUGUAUACAAUUUAAUUAGAUUGGUGUAGAUAUUGAGUCAUCCCUUUUCCCA
Molecule: messenger RNA, 1887 nt
Organism: Fragaria vesca subsp. vesca
Lineage: Eukaryota; Viridiplantae; Streptophyta; Magnoliopsida; Rosales; Rosaceae
Product: protein tipD-like
Exons: 5
Coding region: 250-1779 (509 amino acids)
Biological process (GO): autophagosome assembly
Cellular component (GO): autophagosome membrane
Molecular function (GO): protein binding
Source: RefSeq, a predicted model, not a curated record